GAUUCCCUCCCCUGUCUUGUCUUAGCUCGCUCAUUCUUUUCUAGAAAACAUGAAGGAGAGAGAAGUCAAGUUUGCUCGGAGGACGAAUGUCAAAUGAAAGUUUGAAAGAAGCUUCCGAGGGAGAGAGGCGAGGGGGAAAAGUAAGAGAAGGGGGAGGAAAGAAGGAAGGAAGGAAGGAAGAAUUAAGACUUGCAGCGCGAUGAAAGGAUAACUAUAUUAGCAGUAUAUUAAACUGAAAAGUCAGUCAUACGGCACCAUGAGCAUACAGCCGAUUAUAAACCAACCGAUGCGUUACUUUUAAAGAGUUAAACGCUUGUUUUACUUUCUGCUUCGUGCGUUGCCGCAGUUUAUUAUAGGAAGAGUCGCGGAAAGUGACCGACUCCCCGGAAAGAGUCGGAGCUGAAGCACCCGCAAGCCGAGUCGGGCCGGUGGCUAGAGCCGGAGGAGAGGCGUUGCCAUCCCCUGUUAUCUGAGAAAUGGCAGGGGCAAAGCCGGGGGUCCACGCUUUACAACUCAAACCGGUGUCUGUCCACGAAACUCUGAAGAAGGGGAGCAAAUUCAUCAAAUGGGACGAGGAGCUGAACAGCACGACUCUAGUGACCCUGAAAGUGGAUCCCAAUGGCUUCUUCCUCUACUGGACGGCCGCCAACAUGGACGUGGACAUGUUGGACAUGAGUCACAUCAGAGACACCAGGACAGGGAACUACGUCAAAAUACCAAAGGAUGCUCGGGUGCGAGAGGUCCUGGGCUUCGGCAAAGGGGAUGGCAGCUCCGUGGAGGGCAAGUUGUUGACAGUGGUCCACGGGACUGACCUUGUCAAUGUCACCUUCCUGAACUUUCAGGCCAUGCAAGAAGACAUAGCCAAGGUGUGGACCGAGGAGCUGUUCAAACUGGCCACCAACAUCCUGUCCCAGAAUGUCUCCCGCAACACGUUCCUCUUCAAAGCGUAUACAAAGUUAAAGCUGCAAAUAAACCAAGACAGCAAGAUCCCGGUAAAAAGCAUCCUGAAGAUGUUCUCUGAUAAGAAACGCGUGGAGACGGCCUUGGAGCAGUGCGGCCUUGUCACAAAUCGGGCUGAGGGGAUUAAAGCAGAUGAGUUUACUUGGGAGAGAUUCCAGAACUUCAUCAACAACUUGUGCCGAAGGCCCGAGAUAGAGCGCAUCUUUGUGGAACUCGGCUCGAAGGGGAAGCCCUUCCUGUCUCUGGACCAGCUCCUAGACUUUGUGAACAAGCGGCAGCGUGACUCACGCCUGAACGAGGUGCUGUACCCACCUCUGAAGAGGGAGCAGAUGCGGCAGCUGAUGGAGAAGCACGAGACCACCAGCAAUCAGCUGGAACGCGACCAGAUCUCAUUAACGGGCUUCAGCCAGUAUCUGGGAGGAGAGGAGAACUCCAUCGUGCCCCCAGAGAAGUUGGACAUCCUGGACGACAUGACCCAGCCGCUCUCUCACUACUUCAUCAACUCCUCCCACAACACUUACCUCACAGUGGGCCAGCUCACGGGGCUGUCCUCUGUGGAGAUGUACCGGCAGGUUCUGCUCACCGGGUGUCGCUGUAUCGAGCUGGACUGCUGGAAGGGUCGGCCACCGGAGGAGGAGCCCUACAUCACGCACGGCUUCACCAUGACCACUGAGAUCUCCUUCAAGGAAGUGAUCGAGGCGAUCGCCGAAAGUGCAUUUAAGACGUCCCAGUAUCCCCUCAUCCUCUCGUUCGAGAAUCACGUGGACUCUGCAAAACAACAGGCAAAGAUGGCGGAGUACUGCCGCACGAUAUUUGGAGAUGCGCUGCUCAUCGAUCCGCUGGAGAAGUACCCGCUGGUCCCAGGUCAUCCCCUGCCAUCCCCCCAAGACCUGAUGGGGAAAAUACUCAUUAAGAACAAGAAGAAGCACCACCACCGGCCCUCCAGCAGGGGCAGCGUGAGGCGCAAAGAAGAGGGUGGCGAGACAACAGAGCAGGCCUCUCCAAACAACGGUUACGCAGAGAGUGAAGAAGAGGAAGAUGAAGAGCAGGUGAUGGACCUGAAGAACAUCAAGACUGACGAGGGCACGGCGAGUAGUGAGGUCAACGCCACGGAGGAGAUGUCGAACUUGGUGAACUACAUAGAGCCGGUGAAGUUUAAGACCUUCCAAGUGGCGCGCAACAGGAACAAGUUCUUCGAGAUGUCCUCCUUUGUGGAGACCAAAGGCAUGGACACACUUAAAAGUUCCCCGAUUGAAUUUGUGGAAUACAAUAAGAAGCAGCUAAGUCGAAUCUACCCUAAGGGGACCAGGGUGGAUUCUUCAAACUACAUGCCGCAGAUCUUUUGGAAUAUGGGUUGCCAGAUGGUGGCACUCAACUUCCAGACUCUCGACCUGCCCAUGCAGCUGAACAUGGGUGUGUUCGAGUAUAACGGUCGCUGCGGCUACGUGCUCAAACCGGAGUUCAUGCGGCGCGCCGAUAAACACUUCGACCCCUUCACCGAGAACAUCGUGGAUGGCAUCGUCGCCAACACCGUCAAGAUCAGGGUGAUCUCAGGCCAGUUCCUGUGUGAUAAGAAGGUUGGCGUGUACGUGGAGGUGGAUAUGUUCGGCCUACCCGUCGACACCAAGCGCAAAUUCCGCACCAAGACCUCCAACGGGAACUCCCUGGACCCAGUGUGGGAGGAAGAGACCGUCUUCAACAAGGUAGUGCUGCCCACCCUGGCUUCCCUGAGGGUAGCGGUAUAUGAGGAGAACGGCAAGUUCAUCGGCCACCGCAUCCUGCCGGUGUCUGCCAUCCGGCCAGGGUACCACUACAUCAGCCUGAAGAAUGAUCUGAACCAACCGCUGCUUCUUGCCUCCCUGCUGGUCUACACUGAGGCCCAGGACUAUAUCCCCAAUGAGCACCAGGAGUACGCCGAGGCGCUUACCAACCCCAUCAAGCACGUCAGCUUGCUACAACAGAGGGAGAGGCAGCUGGCCGCCCUCAUCGAGGACAAUAACGAGAUGGUGGAGAAGGAGCCACAGGAAGGAGAGCGGUGUGAACCGUCCCCCCCGCAGGUGGACGGAGUUUUCAUCCCUCAGCCCAUCCCUCAGCCUAUUCCCGACUUACCCCCUGCAGCACAGAAAGAAGACCUCAUUGGUACCGUCAUGGCAGACAUCGCCCCCCAGUCCAUGGAGGAGCUCAAGCAGCACAAGUCAUACCUGAAGCUCCUGAAGAAGCAGUGUAAGGAGCUGAAGGAGCUGCGCAAGAAACACCUCAAGAAGGUGAGUGCCCUCAAUAAGGAGCAGCGCGCUCGCAGCAGCCAGCUGGAGUCAGAGUCGCAGAGACGGCGCAGCCAGAUGGAGAAGAAAUAUAAAGGCAGCCUGAAGAAGGAGCCCCUGGAACCCAAGGAGCUGAAGGCCCUGGAGGUAGAGCUGAAGAAGCAGACACUGAAGCUGCGCGAGUGGCAGAUGCAGGAGCUGCUGCAGCUGCGGCAGGUGCAGCACCAACUGGAGAGAGAGAGGAAAGCGGCUCACCUCAAAGAGGCCUUUGAGAAGCUGAAGGAGACGGCACAGGAGAGCCAGGUCACGCAGCUGAAGAAGCUGAAGGACGUCUGCGAGAAAGAGAAGAAGGAACUGCAGAAGAUUCUGGACAGGAAGCGACACAACAGUAUAAGUGAGGCCAAGAACAAGGAACGUGAUAAGGCAGACGCGGAGCUGAAUGAGAUCAAUAGGAAACACAUCUCAGAGUCUGUCAACUCGCUGCGCAAACUGGACGAGGCCCAGAAGAAGCGACAGGAUAAGCUGGUUCUGUGUCAGAGGGAGGUUCUCCAGCACGUCGAUGAGGAGCUCCCUGUGCAACAGGCACGGCUAGAGAGAGAGAUGGAUGCUGAGCUGCAGCGACUGCCAGAGGAAAUCUGCCAGUACCUGCAGGGGGAGCUAGAGAUGAAGAGGCAGAAGGGCGAUGCUGCCCUGGGCUCCCUCUCCAACAAUGACAGCACGAGCUCUGGGCCGCCGUCGAACAGCAGCACGCCUCCGUACUCCCCGCACAAUCGCAGCUGGCACGAAGGGCAGACCCUGGACAAUAGCGCCGCCUCAUUGGUGGACUCUUCAUCCUCCAAUACCCCAGUCUUAUCAGAGGCCGAGCUCACGUCAGUGUAGCUUAUCAGAAUUCUCUCAUUAAACUUUGCUCCAUGCCUCCUCCCAUAUGCUCACUGACCUAGAAAUAGUACUAUUACUUAAUUUUGUUUUAAGUAUCUAAAUGUAUUUUUUUGUUGUUGUUUUUUUUUAAAUCCCUUAGUCCCUGAUCAGGCUACUGCUAUUCUUCUGAGAAUUUUUACCAAAGCUUUUUGCUCUUACAUUGGUCUGGGUUUCUAUGAAUGUUUUAACUUGUUAGACAUCCUUACUCUUAUCUUGGUGAAAACUGUGGACAUGAAGGGCACAUUUUAAUUCAGAGGUAAAUUUGUAUUUAUUUAUUAGCUUUGCAAUUGCCUGCGUGUAGUGCGUAAAUUUGGCCACCAGGUGGUGGGCUGCAGCAAUUUAGCGAUUUAGCUUCGUGACAGUGCCGGGCUGCGUUGUAUAUUAUAACAUAGAAAGAACUUGUUUACAUGAUGAAUUGCACCCCGAUCCUUUUAUAGGCAAGACAAUAAUCCAGUUAUUCUGACACCAGUCAGCAAACAUUACAAAUAAGAAGUGCAUUAAUGCUGUUGAUAUGAUAAAACAGUCUUGUAAUUGUCACUAGACAGUGGAUCUGAAAAUGAAAUGGGCCCCCAAUCACAAGCAGUUAAGCCAGUGUUGACCCAUAACAUGUAGGCUGUUUUCAGGAUCUGGGGGGGGGGGGGGGGGGGGGGGGGGGGUUCUUGCUGGAUGUAUGAGAUGAACAAGGCAUUUGGCGGGAAACUAAUUCUCUCUCUUAAAAAGUGCCACAUUGGGCUUGGGGUUAGCUGUGUAAGUCUGUGAUUGGGUAUAAUGUAUUCCUACGUUGAUGGCCUGGUGACAGGCCCCACCCCCUCAUAAUCGGAUGACUGUGGGCCCCUCGGGGCCGGUGUAGCGAUGCACUUCCCUGGCUUUGUGAGAGCGUGUCACCUCAUACCGAUGGAUGUCAUACGGAGCCCACGUACCCCAUUCCACCGCGAUGAUAUUUUUUUUUGUAUCAUUAGUUUGCCUAACCAGACCAUCCUCUUGCCUAUAAUCACCCCCGCCCCCCAUCUGUCUCUGUGCAACGGUGGCUGCUGUCAGCCUCUGUCCCGCAGCGGGGGCUAAGGGGUAUUUAUGCGUGACUUGUGGAUUCCUGCUGGAACAGGCUGUCGGCUAGAACAGGGUCAGUCUGCAAGCGCCGCCUGGUCCGGAGCUGCAUGCUGCACGCUAGACGGACAGUAGAUACAGUAAUACUGACUGUACUGGCAGCUUGGCCCUCCCCACCCUAUGGCUGACAUCACACAUGCACACAGCCCCACGGCAUACAGCUCCAGACGGCCCUUCGGAGGGUCAUGUGACAGGCGUGGGGAGAUGGGCAGAGCUGCAGUGUGGUCGCUCUCUCCAUCGGCAUCAGUAUAGGCUCAUCCAUCACUUCUGUCUUGUUUCUGACAUGUAUUUAGUGCCUAAUUUAGUGAGAAAGCGGAGCAGAUUUUAAAAAAAAUUUAUAUGUUUUAAUGUGAUCUGACUGUUUUGUUUCAGUUUUUGAAUAUGAAUUUUACUACUGACUAAUGGUGGAAAUGGAGGGAGUGGGGGCCCAGAGUAUGUCUGAACCCCCCCCCCCCACCCCACCUGCUGCCUGUCUGUCUAUCAAGUUACUUUGCAGUGGAAAGAUCUGACAUAAUCUUCUUCGGACCAGAUAUACGUGCUUUGUGCUUAUUUUCCAGAUGCAUUUGACGUGUUCGGUCGGCUGUGGCGUUUGGUUAACAGAUUAGUUUGUCCAAAUUGUCAGUGUAAUCUGUGGUUCUGAAAAAGUUUAUCUUGUGUUAUUUGCCCGUUGAUGUUUACCGUUCUUGAACAGGAUCCUCCGCAGUAGCAUUUGGUUUGGAAGCAGGUGCCAGGAGGGGGAGUCCAACCUCUACAUCGUGGAGGGGGGGCUUCUGUCCUCCAUGUUCUCCUAUUAGCUCAUUUAAAGCAGCGUUUCUCGAAAUGAUCCUCAGGAAUCCUCGGGCGGUCCCAGUCCAAUCCAGUGUCCAGUGGACAGUGUGGCUGGGAGCAACCGCGGGGAUCGUCUCGGGCUCCCUGGGGACCGGAAUGAGACACGCUGAUUUACAGAUUAUUGUCCGGUGUUGAAUGACUGUCACAUUAGUCACUGAAAGUGCUUUUCCAGAUUAACUCUGGGAGAAGGGAGCUCUUUUUGUAAAUUAGUUUUUGAACUAUUGUCUUUCUUUUUAAAAGACUGAAAGUGUAAUCAAUGUGUAAUCAAUGUGGUUUGUCCCAAAAACUUCAAAAAAUUACAACUAUGUCCUGUCUGUGGUAGGAAAUGCUAGGUCCACCACUGCUGGAAUCCAUUGUCUCUUUACUCUUUACACCAGAUGGCCUCCAGACAGCGCAUGCUAUUGGAAUAGAGACUCUCGAACCUUUAUACGCUUCAUCCUGUAGCUCCAGAAUACCCAGCCAGGCCAGUGCAUCCAUACCGCAGUUUGACAGCAGCGCCUCUGCUGGUCGAAAAGGAGAUUGCUGUUCGUUAUCCAAAUCCAAAUUAAUUUUCGUGCAAAUUGAAAGGUACGCGUUGUUGUUAGAUACAUUCGAUUGGCUGACCUACUGUAAUGGUGCGAGGGUUUGCCACUGCUGGCCUUUAAACACCGUGAAGUCCAGCGUUGACAUUUACUGAAUCCAGGAAGGUCAAGCCUUGUUCAACAACUGAAAGAAAUGCUGUGUCCUCUGGGUGUUUAAUAAUUACUGGGUGUUCUUAAUGACAUUUACAAAUGACUAGUGGCUGGAAACUGGGCAGUGCUUAUAAAAGGGAUUCUUUAAUUCUAGAUAAGAUUAUAUAUAUAUAUAUUUUAUAUAUAUAAUAUAUAAAAUAAAAUUAGGAUUAAGUGUACCGCUCAUUUUCAGAGUUUGAACAUUAACGGUAGAACCAUGACUUUUAUUGCAAAUGCUGGGUCAAGCUUUUAUUAUUAUUAUUAUUUUAUUAUAGUUUUGUUCUAGCUGAAACAUUUCCACAGUACCUGUCCUACGACACUGAAUGUGUGGUCUGUGAACAAGCAGCUGUCUGAAUUGUACGCAUGGUGGUUGUGUUUUCAUUCUUGCAUUUAGCUUUUUACUAAGUCACUAUGUACAUCAGAAAGAGACACUUGGUAUGUUAACACUGUAUGUAGAAAUUAUUGGUGCGUCUUGUGAAAGGGAAAAUUAUUCAGGAUGUAAUUUUUAUUGUCUUGAAAAAUAAUAUAAACUACAUUCAAUAAAUGCAGGAAUUUUGCGUAA
Molecule: messenger RNA, 7343 nt
Organism: Brienomyrus brachyistius
Lineage: Eukaryota; Metazoa; Chordata; Actinopteri; Osteoglossiformes; Mormyridae
Gene: plcb3
Product: phospholipase C, beta 3 (phosphatidylinositol-specific)
Exons: 33
Coding region: 477-4100 (1207 amino acids)
Biological process (GO): phosphatidylinositol-mediated signaling; lipid catabolic process
Molecular function (GO): phosphatidylinositol-4,5-bisphosphate phospholipase C activity; calmodulin binding; calcium ion binding
Source: RefSeq, a predicted model, not a curated record